AGUUUGCUAGUGCGUUUGCAUAAGUUAAAUCUGCGCUUUAUCUGAUGAAAGCCGGCGGUUGUAUCAGCCCGCUCCACAGUUGGAAGAGUCCUCCUCCUCCUUGUAUGGAAGGCACGGUACGAUCGUCAGGCGGGGGUGGGGAACUCUUGCAAAUUGAUCUAGUGGGGGUCUGACACGAGCUUCCCAUUGCAGACAGGGAGACCAGGAGAACAUCCUUGCCUAUCAUAAAGAUUGCGUCCAGUUUUUGGAGAUAUAACGGCGAAUUGGCACGCGCGUAAAAACAAAUAAAAGCUCUAUAAGAAAUAAACCAGGAGAGAUAUUUUCAAAGUGGCCUUCAUGGCGGCUGAUCAGAUUAGCUAGCAGGGUACCAGACUGUUAUCUGGCAAAGUGUCACUGUAGGAGCAGCCGCGCGCUUGCUGCCUCUCUCGCGUCUCUCUCCGGAUCGGCACGUAUUGUGUGUGUCGGGAAAAUCAGCCCGACCAUGGAUACAUCAGUAGCGUUGGUCUUACUUCUCUCGGCGUUUAACAGUUUCUCCUCAGCGCUGUUCUCCUCACCACUCAUAAUAAAGGAGUGGGUGGAUCAGAUGCAGCACGAUCUGGUGGGCCUGGCUGAGAAGGCCAGUGGAGUGAAGAGCUUCGCCCAGAUCUUUCUAGACAAGAGGGCGCACUUCAGCGUGGAGCCCAACGACGCGGCUCAGCUGGUGGAGAACGCGGCCAGCAACAUCGAGAAGCUUCUCUGCAGCCGGUCCAAGACCCUGGAGGAACUGGCAGCGCACGCUGAGGCCUCCCAGAUGGAUCACCAGUGGAAGAACGAGUUUGUGGACGGCGACAUUGAGUACUACAACGCCAAGGACAAACUCGACUCCAACUCCACGGAGGGGAGGAAGAACCGGAUCAAGCCGGAAUUCAAGGAGGACCCGGACUUCAAGCGGCCCAUUUCCUACAACCACACGGCGGUCCACAUCCCCACCGACAUCUACGACGGCUCCACCAUUGUGCUAAACGAGCUGAACUGGACCAAAGCGCUGGAGGAGGUCUUCAAGAGGAACCGGGAGAACGACCCCACGCUCCUGUGGCAGGUGUUCGGCAGCGCCACCGGCCUGGCCCGGUACUACCCAGCCUCCCCCUGGGUGGACGCGAGCAAGACGCCGAGCAAGAUCGACCUGUACGACGUCCGCCGGCGCCCCUGGUACAUACAGGGGGCCGCGUCGCCAAAGGACAUGCUGAUCCUGGUGGACGCGAGCGGCAGCGUCUCCGGACUGACCCUCAAGCUGAUCCGGACGUCCGUCAGCGAAAUGCUGGAGACCCUGUCCGACGACGACUACGUCAACGUGGUUUACUUCAACACGCAGGUGAAGAACGCCGCCUGCUUCGGCCACCUGGUGCAGGCCAACGUGCGCAACAAGAAGAUCCUGAAGGACGCGGUCCAGAACAUCUCGGCCAGCGGCAUCACGGACUACAAGAAGGGCUUCGAGUUCGCCUUCGAGCAGCUCGCCUUCAAAAAUGUGACGCGCGCAAACUGCAACAAGAUCAUCAUGCUGUUCACUGACGGAGGGGAGGAGAGAGCUCAGGAAGUCUUUGACAAGUACAACAAAGAAAAGCAGGUGCGCAUAUUCACAUUCUCUGUCGGCCAGCACAACUAUGACAAAGGACCAAUCCAGCGGAUGGCCUGCAGCAACAAAGGGUACUAUUACGAAAUCCCCUCCAUCGGCGCCAUCAGAAUCAACACGCAGGAGUACCUGGAUGUGCUGGGCAGGCCCAUGGUGCUGGCGGACCGUAAGAACAAGGAGGUCCAGUGGACCAAUGUCUAUCUGGACGCACUGGAGCUUGGCCUUGUUAUUACAGGAACCGUUCCGGUUUUCAACAAGACCCUCGUAAGAGACGCUAAGAACCCAUCCCAAAAAAAGAAGCACCAGAAUCAGUUGAUUCUGGGAGUGAUGGCCAUCGAUGUGUCUCUGGAAGACAUUAAGAGACUCACUCCACGGUUCACACUCGGCCCCAACGGAUACUACUUCGCCAUGGACCCCAACGGCUACGUCCUGCUCCACCCCAACCUCCUGCCAAAGAAUCCUAAAUUCCAGGAGCCGGUGACCCUGGACUUCUUGGAUGCCGAACUGGAGAAUGAAAUCAAGGUUACGAUCAGGAAAGACAUGAUUGAUCUGAAGACGGGGAAUAUCAAGAUCCACACGUUGGUGAAAUCUCAAGAUGAGAGGUACAUAGACCGAGGAAUCCGCGCUUACACUUUCGCUCCGGUCAACGGCACCGACUACAGCUUGGCGCUGGUGUUGCCAGAAUACAGCUCGCACUACAUCCGCGCGAAAAUCGGAGACACCAUUACGCAGGCGAAAUUUUUCGAGACCAUGCAGCAGGAUAACUUCGAGGAGUACGGACACACCUUCAUCGCCCCCAGGGAGUACUGCAAGGACCUGAAGAUCUCCAACAACAACACGCAGUUCCUGAUGGACUUCAACGAGUUCAUCGACCGGAACACGCCCAACGACCACACCUGCAACGUCAGCCUGAUCAACAGGCUGCUGCUGGACGCGGGACUGACCUCCGAGCUGGUGAAGCGGUGGAAGGAGCAGAACGCGAGCGGAGUGGUCGCCAGGUUUGUCGCCACCGACGGGGGAAUCACGCGAGUUUACCCGAGCAGCGCCGGGGAGGACUGGAAAGAGAACGCCGAGACGUACGAGUCCAGCUUUUACAAGAGGAGUCUGGACAACGACAUCUACAUCUUCACCGCGCCCUUUUUCAACAAGAGCGGGGAGCCCAACCUGGACUCCGGCAUCAUGGUCAGCAAAGCCAUCGAGCUGAACAUCGACGGAGCCAGGCUGAAGCCAGCCGUGGUUGGAGCGAAACUGAGUGUUGCUGCUUGGAAGGACCGUUUCAUCAAAGCCACAAUGAAGAUCAAUUGCAAGGAUGAGAUCUGCGGUUGCCUAAGCAACGACCAGCACGUCGACUGCGUCAUCCUGGACGACGGCGGCUUCCUCUUGAUGUCCAACAGGGACAAGUACAUCGCCCAGAUCGGACAGUUCUUCGGCGAGAUCGAUCCCAUCCUGAUGAGGACCCUGGUGAACACGUCGCUGUACGCCUUCAACAAGACGUACGACUACCAGUCCGUGUGCGACCCGGAGCGAGACAGCAAAGCGGCGUCCGGCCAGCGCUCCGUCCGCAUCCCCACGAUAGCAGACGUCCUCCAUUUAGGCUGGUGGGCCUCAGCUGCUGCGUGGUCUAUAUUGCAGCAGUUAUUUCUAAGCCUCACGUUACCCACUUUACUUGAAGCAGCGAAUGUAGACGACGAUGUGCUGGAGGCCUUCUCCAAGGAGAGCUGCAUCACGGAGCAGACGCAGUACUACUUCGACAGCAGCAACAGGUCCUUUGGGGGCUCUCUGGACUGUGGAAACUGCUCCAGGCUGUACCGCGCAGAGAAGCUGGUCAACACCAACCUGGUGUUCAUCAUCGCCGACGCCGCGGAUCUGUGCACGUCCUGCGACGCCAGGCCGCUGAAACAAGCCGAGCAGCACUCCCAAGGCCCGGACCCCUGUGAACUGGCCCAGAACCCCAGGUACAGGAAAGGACCGGAUGUCUGUUUUGAAAACAGCAAGGAUGAGGACGACAGCGACUGCGGCGGGGGGUCCGGGCUGACCCCGUCUCUUUGGGCUGUGGCGGGCGGCCAGCUGGUCCUGCUCUGGCUCCUGGCCGGACCCCGGCGCUGCCCGACAUGACCGCAGAGCCGCCGGGGAGGGGGGCGUGGUUCAAAGGGGGGAAGGAGCACCGCCACGACGCUUACGUUUUUUCGAGACGCCGCCGGAUUUUUCUCGCUGAGAUUUUUUCGCCGAACGGGAGGGAGAGGAGGACCGAUGAAACACCUCAGAGCUUGGAGAUCUGGAAGUGAGUGUUCCACGCCCCCCUCUGGGCCCCUGCUCUGGAGGUUCGCAGAGGACAAGCAAAGAGCCUCGUGUGUGUGGAGAGCGGCACAUCCCACAGGGGUGAGCGUGUGGACACUGCCUUAUCCCUUAAGGGGGAAAUGGAAGGAAACGCUUCUUCAUUUUACAUUGUGUGGAGUUUUUUUGGUGUGCUGCUUUGCAGAAGAAAAAAAAAGUUAAAAUAAAAAAAAGAACUGAAUUGGUUAUAUAUUACACUGCCAAAACUUUUCAAACAAUUGUUUGUUUUUUUGUUUGUUUUUUUUUUACCUGAUAGUUUGGGUUUGCGGUAAAUAUCUGGCAUGCCAGUAAAGUCAGUAUUUAGUUGUUAUAACCUCUUCGCUAUUAAUAGUAAAGGCCAAGAAUACUAACAUAUAUAAAAAGUGAUCAUGGGGUGCUACUGGUUCAUGGUGUUCCACGCCAUGAAGGUUCAAAACGGUUUUCUAAUAAUGGCUGUAUAAUCUUUUUAGUUGGACUGCAUGGUCACGGUCACAUUUCAUCGACGUCUCUGUCAUCUACUGAUCCCAGGGGGUCACCAGUGAUGUAUUUCAGGAUCGAUACCCAGCCUCCAUCCGUAGGCCUUCAAACAAAGGAGAGGUAACUGCCAGGUACAGUCGUACCUUUUAAAAUACAGGGCGUCUACGCCAGGUCAAAGGGCAACUUAGUUACACUUGGUGUAGCCAGCUUAUUUCUACUGCAGUUUAAAUAUCAAGAGCUGACCAAACCUUUUCUAUCGUGAUUUCUGAUUGUAUUUAUUUACUAGUUUUUCCCUUGACAAUACAUUUUUUUGGUUUUCUUUUGUUUGUUUUUUUUUUUUCAAUAGGAGGGGCUGAUGGAUCUUCUUGCAUGUGGCUGGUAUACGUUGCAUUGCUAGUUUUGAUUGUAACGGUUUGAUUAGUGCUAUGUACAGAGGGACUACCGCAAGGGGACACAGGAACUGGAGGAGUAAUAGAGUUUGGCCUGCAAUGACAUUUGGGCAAACUGCUGAAGUAUCAGUUUCAAAGAAGGCUACUAAUGACCAAAUGCUUCUGAGUAACUGUUGCUUGUAUUUUUUAAGGCGCAAUGCCAUUUUUUUUUUUUUUUUUUUUUUUACAUUGAAAUUUUCCCUCUCAUUCAUAAAAAAAACUUAAUCCAACAAAGCAUUACCAAACUUCAACAUGUCUGAAAACCUGGACUGCAUGCCUCCCAACUGGAGUUUGGAAGAAAUACAGGAAAGUCUCUGAACUGUAAUAAAUCUGGGCCAAGGAAAAAUGUGUUUUUUAAAGUAAAAAAAAAAAAAAAAAAUCUGAAUAGCCGGUCUCCAAACUGGAAUUUUGAGGAAAUACAGUGAAGAGUUGGAACUGCAUUACAUAUGUCCCAGAGCAAGAAUUUUCUCUUUUUUUUUUUUUUCUUUAUUAACAUCCGACUUCAUUUGAACACGUGAUGUCAGAUAUCAGCCUUGUGGCUCGCUCGUUCCCUGUCACACUCUGGAUUCUCAAUCGCAGUUCCAGAAUGCGCGUUUUCAGGGUUCUCGUUGUGCUGAAGUACUUCAGGGAGUGGAGGGCUCGUGGAGAUAUUCAUCCUGCAGCACGCAGUCCUGUCUGUUAUGUUUACAGAGCCACUGUACCUCCAGGGUUGCUUGCUUAGCACUCUGGAAUGAUUAUUAUUAUUUUUUAAAUUUUUUAUACAUCAAAUCUCACAAUUAAUUUCCCUUUUCUUAAAGAAUCUGGAAUCCUUGGCUUUCCGUAUCGUUUGAGCGCACACACUAAUUACCUGGCACGGAACACAGUUGAUAUUUUAGUCCCUCUCUUAAGCAGCGUCUUAAGACAUAGCCAUUUUGCGACUUUUAAAAAAAAAACAGAUGACUCUCACACCAACCAACUUUUCUACCCGUAUACUUUCACAUACUUCAUUGUUUUUGGUUUGUUUUAGCAUUAAUAUUAUGGGUUACUGUAUCAAUUACUUUUGAUUAUUGAAUGCAGCUAAUGUAUGUGGAUGUGAAACGCACUUUGGUAUCUGUACUUGCUGAACACUUUUAGACUGUAUGGGCAUCGGGUAUAGACGUCUUUUUGCAUCAGUCACUGUGGUCUGUGCAUUCAUACUGGGGCCAAAUUCAGAGUAAACAAAGUAUACUUUGUCCUCUAUGUUGAGAAGCAAGUUUAAUGAAGGAUUGCUUUUUGUGCUUACACAACAUGAUAAGCUUGAUGACAGUGCAUAAUAUUGUGCAUGAACUGGGGUGAAACAGCCACACUUGACUAAAUUUGAUAGUGAGGUUUGCUAAUUUGCUAUGUUGGCAAUCUUGCCGUUACUUUUUAACUCUUCUGUUAAUCUGUCAAACUGUUUUGUCAAAACAUCAAAUAAUUACAGUACAAUUCAUAUCAGUGAUUGUAUUCUGUAUUCAGCAAGCUGAAACUGAACUUACUAACUUAUUAGUUAAAAAACACAACACACAAUAAAAUGAGCAGAUUCAUAACAUAAUUUAUGCUUUGAAAGAAAUUCAUGUUUUGACCCCAAGUCAUUUAAUGUUCAGGGACCUUUUUUAGUAUUUUUAUUUAUAUAUAUUUUUUGUAGAUAUUUUAUUGUAUUUCAUUUAUUUAUUUAUGUUAUAUUAUUUAUUUUCAUUACAGUUUAACAAAAAAAUUCACGGAAAUCUCCAAUGUUUAUUUUAUUUAUUUAACCUUUAUUUAACCAGGUAAAAGUGAUGGAGAACAAAUUCUCAUUUACAACACUGACCUGGCCAAGAAGGCAUGCGUCAAUCAAAAAACAAUGUUACACUGUGCCAUAGGAUUUUUCCACCUGUUAAAGGAAAUGAUAAAAGUCACUACGAGUGCCCAAACAGGUGAUUUUAGGUGAUGCUUGGAAAGGUGAACAUCACCUGGUGAUUAACUGUUUCCUUUACUGCAUGAGUUUACUGUGCUUCGGUGAUAGACAAUGAGGUGAGGAGAAUGCUAAUGUUAAGCCUAUGUUUUAAUAUAGAAAAGUGCUACUGCCAUUUUUGUGAAAGACAGCAAUUGCAUUGUUUUUAUUGGUUAAAUCUACCUGGAUGUAGAUUUGCAGGUUUUUUUUAAAGAUCUGCAGAACAAGUGCAAAGGUAAAACUGCAAUUGCAGCCUUUCUGUCCUGUAAUAUUGUGUUUUCAUAUACUGUGAAAUAAGAAAACUUAUUGCCUUUAAUAUUUUUUAAUUAACUUCUGAGACCUGCCAAACUCAUGUCAGAUAACAAAAAAAAAGUGGAGAAUCAGGAUGCAAGCUCUAGCUAUUGAGUUAAGUUGUCAAAAAAAAUCUCCAAAAGGACCAAAAGGAAUUGACUUGGUAAAGGUGGAAACACACAACAUGACUGCUUUGAGCGAUUAGUGGAGGGUGCAUGAGCUCUACAGGGUAAAGCAAGCCUGUGUUACUCCCCAAAAUGACCUCAGAUAUGUGGAACAUGGGAUGUCAAACGAUAUUGCCUUUUUUUCCUUCUUUUUUUCUUUUUCUUAAAAAAAAAAGAAAAA
Molecule: messenger RNA, 7393 nt
Organism: Anguilla rostrata (American eel)
Lineage: Eukaryota; Metazoa; Chordata; Actinopteri; Anguilliformes; Anguillidae
Product: voltage-dependent calcium channel subunit alpha-2/delta-1-like
Exons: 38
Coding region: 482-3724 (1080 amino acids)
Cellular component (GO): L-type voltage-gated calcium channel complex
Molecular function (GO): voltage-gated calcium channel activity
Source: RefSeq, a predicted model, not a curated record